This is a messenger RNA of Telopea speciosissima, 2370 nucleotides long. Its product is annotated as potassium transporter 5-like. Bases 1 to 2301 code for a protein of 766 amino acids. NCBI's taxonomy places the organism in Eukaryota, Viridiplantae, Streptophyta, Magnoliopsida, Proteales, Proteaceae. Gene Ontology annotation, cellular component: membrane. The record is from RefSeq and is a predicted model, not a curated record. Gene Ontology annotation, molecular function: potassium ion transmembrane transporter activity. Gene Ontology annotation, biological process: potassium ion transmembrane transport. The transcript has 9 exons.
AUGGCAGAAGCAAUGGAGGGAAUUCCAAGAAGCGAGGAUGGAGAAGGGAAGAAGAAUCAGAAAGUGUUUAGCCGCGUAGAUUCCCUUCACUUGGAGGCUGGAAGAGUUUCCAAUCUGUCGAAAACUGACCACAAGCAGAAAGCGAGUUGGGGAACGACAUUGAGCUUAGCAUUCCAAUGCAUUGGAGUUGUGUAUGGAGACGUCGGCACAUCUCCAUUGUAUGUGUAUUCAAGCACCUUCCCAAACGGCAUCAAUAACACAGAGGACUUACUUGGUGUCUUGUCUCUCAUCAUUUACACUAUCACACUUAUAACCUUGCUUAAAUAUUGUUUUAUUGUUUUAUGGGCCAAUGACAAUGGUGAUGGGGGAACUUUUGCGGUUUAUUCCAAGAUAUGUCGGCAUGUUAAGGUGAGUUUAAUUCCAAAUUAUCAGAAAGAGGAUGCAUCGCUAUCCAACUAUAGCGUACAAAUCCCUUCCACGAAUGCGAAAAGAGCUCAGAAAGUUAAAGAAACGAUGGAGAACAGUCCAGCUAUUCGUGUCAUGCUCUUCAUGUGUGCUAUUGCUGGUACUUCCAUGGUGAUGGGAGAUGGGGUUCUCACUCCAGCAAUUUCAGUGCUCUCUGCAGUGGGUGGAAUCCAAUUAGCAGUGCCAACACUUAGUCAAGGUGCUGUCGUUGGAAUUUCAAUAGCGAUCUUGAUCCUUCUCUUUGGAUUUCAACGAUACGGAACCGACAUAGUUGGUUAUUCAUUUGCCCCUCUCAUCAGCAUAUGGUUUCUUUUCAUCGGUUGCAUCGGUGUCUACAACUUGAUCAAGUAUGAUAUUGCUGUUUUACGCGCUUUUUAUCCAAAAUACAUCAUUGAUUAUUUCAGAAGAAAUGGCACCAAUGGAUUUAUAUCUCUUGGAGGUGUUAUUUUGUGCAUCACAGGAACGGAAGCAAUGUUUGCUGACUUGGGUCACUUCAAUAUUCCAGCCAUUCAAAUUAGUUUCGGCGGAUUUGUGUAUCCUGCAUUAAUAUUGGCUUACAGUGGGCAAGCUGCAUACCUCACCAAAUACCCAAAUAAUGUUUUAACUAGUUUCUAUUCCAGUAUUCCUGGUCCAUUAUACUGGCCACAAUUUGUUAUAGCUGUUAUUGCAUCUGUUAUUGCAAGCCAAGCUAUGAUAUCUGGAUCAUUCUCAAUCAUAGCUCAAUCCCAAAGUCUUGGAUGCUUCCCAAGGGUUAAGGUGAUUCACACUUCAAAGAAGUAUGAAGGGCAGGUUUACAUCCCUGAGGUUAACUAUGCACUCAUGAUCGGCACUAUCAUUAUCACAGCUGCAUUCCAGAAUACAAUAGCCAUCGGCAAUGCAUAUGGCAUUUGUGUGGUUACUGUGAUGGUAAUCACAACAUGUUUGGUUAGCCUCAUAAUGCUUGUAAUAUGGAAGAUAUCCAUUCUGUGGAUCAGCCUCUUCUUCGUGUUUUUCGCUUCAAUAGAGCUAAUAUAUCUAUCCUCUACGAUAUCUAAGUUUAUACAAGGCGGAUGGCUUCCACUGGCGUUUGCUGCAGUUCUUGUGACCAUUAUGUGGAUAUGGCAUUAUGUUUACAAAGAGAGAUACAUGUUCGAGCUGGAAAACAAGGUCUCCAGUGAUUUUAUGAGAGAUAUAGCCACGAACCCAAACAUAAACAGAGUUCCAGGAAUCGGACUUCUAUAUUCUGAGCUUGUUCAAGGCAUCCCACCCAUAUUUCCCCACUUCAUUUCAAACAUACCAUCCAUCCAUUCAGUUCUAGUGUUUGUCUCUAUAAAGCAAAUCCCAAUUCCUACAGUAGAAAUGGAGGAACGUUUUCUAUUCCGUCAGGUUGAGCCCCGAGAGUCCCGGAUGUUCCGUUGUGUUUUUCGAUAUGGCUACAAGGAUGCAUUUGAUAAACCAGAGGAGUUUGAGCAACAACUUGUCAAACAAUUGAAAGAAUUUGUUCGUCAUGAAAAUUUUAUGCACAACGAGGAAUUAAUAGAACAGAACAUCCUUCCAUUCAAACAUCAUGAUCCUCAAUCAACCAAUUCUUCUAGCCGAAUUGUCAGUACCCGAUCCGGACAAACCCUUGGAGCAGAAGAAGAUGAAACACAAUUCAUUGACGAAGCAAUGGAGAAUGGGGUGGUGUAUCUCUUGGGUGCACCAGAAGUAAUGGCAAAACCGAAUUCCUCUUGUUUCAAAAAGAUCAUUGUUAAUUAUGUCUAUAACUUCUUGAAGAGGAACUUUAGGCAAGGACAGGAUAUGAUGUCCAUUCCACGGACAAGGGUUCUCAAGGUCGGAAUGAUAUAUGAGAUUUGAGAUUGCCCAUGGUUUUCAAUUCCCUGAGCUGCAAAUAAGAUACAUUUGUGUCUAAUGUUGAGCCCCAAA